Messenger RNA from Eleginops maclovinus (Patagonian blennie), 725 nucleotides. It is a transcript of the gene ddx19a, whose product is annotated as DEAD-box helicase 19a. Gene Ontology annotation, biological process: poly(A)+ mRNA export from nucleus. The record is from RefSeq and is a predicted model, not a curated record. Gene Ontology annotation, molecular function: RNA helicase activity; RNA binding; ATP binding. The annotation marks the transcript as partial. NCBI's taxonomy places the organism in Eukaryota, Metazoa, Chordata, Actinopteri, Perciformes, Eleginopidae. Gene Ontology annotation, cellular component: nucleus; cytoplasmic stress granule. The transcript is spliced from 5 exons.
GUUGAUUGUUUGUUUCUGCUGCCCGAGGUUUCAAGAGCAGUGGUAUGUCCCACUAUCCUGAACGCAGCCUCAGUAGAGCGGUCGGCGCCUCUUCAGCUGAAACAGACUUUUCAUUAAAACCUUUAAAAGUUAGUUUUUCUCUUAAAUUAGAACUCAGAUAACGUGAAGAAAUGUCCGGAGACUCAUGGGCUGUUUCUGCGGACGUGCAGGAGGAUUCAACUGCCCCCCAACAGUUGGACUUCCAAAAGAAAGUGGAUUCGUUUCUUCCUGCUGGGAGUAAAGUAACAGACAUUAAUGGAAACAUAGAGCCGGAGACAGAUGAGUCCCUGUGGGGGGGUCCUCCGGGUGACCAUCGGGUGGGUCCUCCAAUGAACCAUGCGGGGGGUCCCCCGCUGGACCUGGCUGAGCAGUCUCUGCUCAACAAGCUGAUCCGGAGGUCUCUGGUCCGGAACAGGAACCAGGUGGAGGUUCUGCAGAGAGACCCCAGCUCCCCCCUGUUCUCCGUCAAGACCUUCGAGGAGCUUCGUCUGAAACCGGAGCUGCUGCGAGGCGUCUACUUUCUGGGCUUCAACCGGCCGUCUCGUAUCCAGGAGAACGCACUGCCCAUGAUGCUGGCCCAGCCUCCUCAGAACCUGAUCGCUCAGUCUCAGUCAGGAACAGGAAAGACGGCAGCCUUCUCUCUUGCCAUGCUGAGCCACGUGACGCCAGAGAACCAGUGGACCCAG